CACACAAGUGACACAACCCAAAACUAAACCCAGAAGCAAAAAACCAACAAAACCAAAAGCAGUCGUUCACUAGAAAAUAUGGACUCCAUGACCUCCUUUAAAGGCUACGGCAAAGUCGACGAGCUCGAAGAGCAAGCCUUCCGGCGCAAGACCCGAAAGCGCUUCAUCAUCGUCAUCGUCUCCAUCAUUGUCCUCGUAGCCGUUAUCAUCGGCGCCGUCACCGGCACCGUCAUCCACAACCGCAACAGCUCAUCGUCGCCGUCACCAACCGAACCCGCCACCCAGUUGACUCCCUCCUCUUCUUUAAAAGCUGUCUGCGACGUCACCCUUUACCCCAACUCGUGUUUCUCGAGCAUCUCUUCUCUCAAGAACUCCAACACCACCGACCCAGAAGCGCUCUUCAAGCUCUCCCUGCAUGUCGCCAUUGACGAGGUCUCGAAGCUCAAGGACUUGCCUUCGAAACUCAAGAGCAAGAUCGGAAAUGAUACCAAGCUCAACGAGGCUUUCAAGGUCUGCGAGACCCUUUUCGACGACGCUGUGGAUAAGCUUAACGACUCACUCUCUUCCAUGGAGAUCGGUUCCAGCGAUAAGCUCUUGUCUCAGACGAAGAUCAACGACUUAAAAACGUGGAUCACCGCCUCCAUGACUGACCAAGACACCUGCCUUGACUCUCUUGAAGAACUCAAUUCAACUCUGGUUCAGGAAUUCAGGGAUGCUAUGCAGAACUCGACGGAAUACGCCAGCAACAGCCUGGCCAUUGUGGCGAAAAUUCUGGAUUUACUGUCCAGAAUGGGGAUUCCGGUUCACCGGAGGUUACUCGGGUACGAAGAAUCUUCCGUACCGGAGUUCCCGGGCUGGGUGAGCCCGGGAGACAGAAGGCUGCUUCAGGAGCAGAACCUGACUGCGCACGUGACCGUGGCGCAGGAUGGUACCGGGGAUUUUAAGACCAUUCAAGAGGCUGUGAAUGCUGUGCCCAAGAAGAACUUGACCAGGUUUGUGAUAUAUGUGAAGCAAGGGACGUAUUUGGAAAAUGUGAUUAUGGACAAGAACAAAUGGAAUGUGAUGAUGUAUGGAGAUGGCAAGGCCAAGACCAUUGUUUCUGGGAAGUUGAACUUUGUAGAUGGGACUGCGACUUUCAACACUGCCACUUUUGCUGUUGCAGGAAAAGGGUUUAUUGCGAAAGAUAUGGGGUUCAUUAACACUGCUGGAGCGGCAAAGCACCAAGCAGUGGCAUUCCGAUCUGGUUCAGACCAAUCUGUGUACUACAGAUGCUCAUUUGAUGCAUUCCAAGACACACUCUAUGCUCACUCAAACCGACAAUUCUAUCGUGAUUGUGACAUCACAGGCACCAUUGACUUCAUCUUUGGCAAUGCAGCCGUGGUGUUCCAGAACUGUAAUAUCCAGCCGAGGCAGCCAAUGCCGAACCAGUUCAACACGAUCACUGCUCAGGGGAAGAAGGACCCCAAUCAGAACUCCGGGAUUUCAAUCCAAAAGUGCACAAUCUUUCCACUCGAAAGCAAUAUGACAGCUCAAACAUAUCUUGGUAGACCUUGGAAGGAGUUUUCCACCACAAUUUUCAUGCAGUCCACUAUUGGUUCAAUCUUGAACCCAUUGGGGUGGAUAGAAUGGGUUUCUAAUGUUGAUCCACCUAGCACCAUAUUUUACGCGGAGUAUCAAAAUAGUGGACCAGGAUCAAGUGUGGAUAAAAGGGUUACAUGGGCUGGUUACAGGCCCUCUCUCACAGAUGUUGAAGCAGCCAAGUUCACAGUUGAGUCCUUCAUCCAAGGUAGUGAAUGGUUGCCUCAGACUAAUGUGAAUUUUGAGACAUCCCUGUAAGGCUGUGAUCUGAGAAAUCGCUCAGUGUGCGCUUAAUGUUCAGAAAUUAAACUCCUUUAGAAAGCAUGAUUUAAACUUUAAAUACAUACUCAGUUUUCAACAUACAGCUUCUACUUUGUAACAUGUUCGACAGAAUUGUGUUAGCUCUGUGAAUGCUCAGUUCUCUUUUACACUUUCCAACUGUUGUGGAAAGUUAUUUUGUAACAUCCUUCUUUUUAUUAUACUGGUUCCCGUUAAGAAUGAAUUGAAUAUAGUGUCGAGCAAAUUCCCG
Messenger RNA from Fragaria vesca subsp. vesca, 2107 nucleotides. RefSeq names its product pectinesterase 3-like. Lineage: Eukaryota; Viridiplantae; Streptophyta; Magnoliopsida; Rosales; Rosaceae. Gene Ontology annotation, biological process: cell wall modification. The record is from RefSeq and is a predicted model, not a curated record. Gene Ontology annotation, molecular function: pectinesterase inhibitor activity; pectinesterase activity. Bases 79 to 1836 code for a protein of 585 amino acids. The transcript is spliced from 2 exons.